Molecule: messenger RNA, 311 nt
Organism: Phytophthora nicotianae INRA-310
Lineage: Eukaryota; Oomycota; Peronosporomycetes; Peronosporales; Peronosporaceae
Exons: 2
Coding region: 9-311 (100 amino acids)
Source: RefSeq, a predicted model, not a curated record
GGACUCUUAUGCAGCUCAAGCGCGAGAUCACUCAGCGCCAGCUUAAGACCAAUCCACGUCGCCGCAACAAGGACGCGUUCGUACGUGUACUUCUCUUGAACGACGAAGAGCAAGCGCAGAUUCAGACGCAGAACGCCCCUCAGAACCAGCAGCAGACGCUGGAGGACACAUCCAUGUUUGUCCCCACGUCCACCGCCGAUCUACAGACUAUGUACGUCAAUAACGGAGACCAACACCAGCAACAAGAUAUCUAUGGGACCAAUACUACACAUCAGCCACAACAGGAAGUCUAUGCAACCACAGCAGCCUGA